Lobosporangium transversale is the source of this 2514-nucleotide messenger RNA. RefSeq lists its product as hypothetical. The record is from RefSeq and is a predicted model, not a curated record. NCBI's taxonomy places the organism in Eukaryota, Fungi, Mortierellomycota, Mortierellomycetes, Mortierellales, Mortierellaceae. The transcript has 2 exons. Bases 1 to 2514 code for a protein of 837 amino acids.
AUGUCUGUGACAUCUACUAAAUCAGAACGCUUGACAAAAUGGGAUCCUCAAAGUGGCCCCGACCCCUCUACAUUAUCUCCUAUCUAUAGUGGCCACCUGCUAAAACUUGGGCCCAACGGCAGAUGGCAAUCCCGGCACUUUACAUUUGACGGUGCAGAGCUAUUCAUUCAAACCUUUGAUGGUCGCAACACUACCUUGAGAGCAAGCAAGGAUGUGGAACUGGAACGAUGGUAUUUCGUCCUUUCGAAAAUCUGGGAAUAUCGACAGCGGUUAGGUAAAAUUGAGGCACAAGUUGCAACAGUAGAAGCAGUAGCAGCAAUGGCAGAAUCACCUCGUUCAACACGUCAUCUUACGGCACAUCAGCAAUCUAGGCGCCUAUUCCAAAAAUAUCUGCAGAAUCAGUAUCAGGGAUCGCAAUACCAAGAUCAAUUCUCUGCCAAUCAUCAUCAGCUACAGAGGACAUCCACCUAUCAACUACGCCAUAUGGAUCCUAUUCAUAAGCAAGCUCGAGAGGGCUCACUUCCUUACCAUAUUCCAUCUUCUGCUGGGCCCUCGGAACUUUUGCCGCAGAGGCUUGAGCGGUCUGUGCUAGAACAAGGGGAGGAUGAUACUAUGCCUAAUAAUUUUUUCGCUUCAUGUCAUGAACCUCAACAACCUCAGCCUGUAUCCGGAAACAGGAAACAAUACUCUUUAGAGCGCCUGGCAACAUGGAGCCACAGCCAGCAGCAGCAACAGCGACGGCAAUGUCCUCCUUCACCCGUGUUCCCAGCCUCAGCGCCCGUAAGAAUGGUGGCACAGCGGUCCGACUGUCCUGCUGCUUUUUUGAUGGAGCCCCAGAAAGCUGCUAUGAUCGACAACUGGCGCAGGAGUUUGGCUGUGUCUCCACUAGUUGGAGGAGCCAAGCCUGAAGGGGGUGAAAAUACGUACCAGCUCAGGAGCGAGGCGCCAGACGGAAUAAGUUUGGGCGAAACUGGCGUGGAUGCACGGAAACAUUCAGAUAUUUCUUCAGAGUUGCCCGAUCUGCGCAUCAAUAGCCACAAAACGGAAUCUACUCUAAAACAUUCUUAUUUAGGAUUGGACUUUAGUGGUGCAACCAUCGUGGAUGAUAUGCUCAAAACAGGAGAGCCGAACAUCAAUAGGAGGGACCCGGAGGAUAAUGAUAACUCAUACGACCCAUACAGAGGAGAGCGAGCCUACAUUAACAAUGGACGAUCGAGCAAUCCUGCUGGACUAAACAAAAGCAAUAUUGUUAAAAAAAUAGGGGUUUAUUCAGCAGAAGUGACGAAUGAUAAUAUAACGGUUAGGGAUAGCUUGAUGACUGAGGAGGAGGAGGAGGAGGAGGAGGAGGAGGAGGAGGAACUCCCAUUAAGGUCAAUUCAAGCCAGGCAGCGUCCACGAUGGCUCAAUCCUCAACUCUCAUCCGAAGAUGACGCUUCGGAAACACAGCCUACAAAGCCAAGCCUUCAUCCUUGCAAUGCAGAGACACCUCAUCGACUUCCUCCUGAGCCCGUCACACCAGAUGGCACAUCAGAAAGAUCUUUUGGCCAUAGCUACCAGCGAGCUACCUCACCGAUGGUGACAUCCAUCUCAGAAUCUGUUCUCGAUGUAUAUCGGAGACAGCAUCAGGACCCACUAGGUAUUCAGUGCCUAACACCGCCUUUAACAGAUCCGUCUCUUAGCUUGCAUGGCUCGAGCUACUCGCAUCCUUUGGUCUAUGGUUCAGAUGUUUCUUUUUCGAAGCUGCACACGAGCGCAUUUAAACCAGCGGACAAACGUCUAGUAAAGCUCCUUGCUGAUCCUCCUCUAACAACGAAUGCGACAGAGCAUCCAUCAUUAUCACUUGCGAAGGAUGGUGAAAAUACUACUGCUUCUGCUGAUAUUGUUGCCGCCAGCACUGAUAACCCAUCAAAGAACAUUAGCUUCUUGACUAUUGACACAAACCCUUACAACAGCAUUGCAGCCUCCAAUCCAAAACUUUCUACUUUAUUUCCACGAUUGAAACGAUCAUCGGAGGGCCCGAUGUCCCCCAUGCUUUUUGAGCCCAAAGAUACUCUUCCUUCCAUACUGUUGUCAAGUUCAGAUUCAAUCAAUGCAUCCUCACCUCUUCCUUCUACUACCAUACAUAAGGGUUUUGAUUGGCAAGAGCAACAGCCUUCGCCAUCUUGUUCUAUCUCGGUUAUGUCUAGUGUAAGUCAAGUGCCUCGAUUGAGUCAAUCGCCACCAUCUCACUGUGUCCAUCCUCACCAACAGCGCCAGGUCAGAGUAGAACGUGAGGAUGGUGAUAGUGAUGAUGAUGAGCCCUUGGGUGUGACUCUCUCAAGACAACAGGGUCUCUCACAACAGACUCCUUUAUCACAGCGACGGCGUCUGUCGACUACAGGCCACAUGGGCCAUAGAGACAGUGUCCAUCAUGACUUUGAUCAUGGUCAUGCUAAUAGUAAAAGACGACUAUCAUUGCCUUAUAGACGACUCACUCACCACCCAAAAAAUAAUGAGGGCAUUGCAUUUUGCUAA